CUCAAUAUCCUACAAUUAGGGUUAUUUUUACGAAGUAAAACUAUAGGUAGGUAAGGUAGCCAGAUGAAAUACAGGGAUUUCCAGUUAAAUGUGAAUCUUAGAUGAACAACACUGUUACCUGAAACUCAAAUUUAACUGUAUUUUAUCCGUGACCCUGCCUCCUGUAAUGCACAGGACAGCCUCCUUCCCUCUCAACAAAGAAUUAUCCAGGCCCAAAAAGUCAAGAAACCCUGCCAUGCAGCAGUGGUUCUCAAGCCCUAGUUUGUACCACAAUUACCUUCAGGGUUGGUAAGCCCGAUUACUGGGCACACCCUCAGUUUCUGAUUCAGAAGGCCUUGAGUGGGGCCCCAAGAAUUGCAGUUCCAUCAAUUUCCCAGGUGAAGCUGCUGUUAGAUUGGGGCCACAUUUGAGAACCACUACCCUAGAAAGUCCCCAUGCUCUCCUGAUUAGAAGCGAGGAAAGUUUCCAAGGGAGGACGGGGGUGGGAGGAUAAGGGAGAUUGGCGGGAAGAGCCGGCCCGCUGGGGUGGGAGACGUUAUUUCGGCCGUUCUGGCCUCGCAGGCGUUUUCGGGAUCCCUCUAGGCGCCGCGGAGGUCCCGGAGUCUCGAUGGUCGCUCGGGCCGGGGCGUGGCCUGGUUCGGGGGCGUGGCGUGGAAGGCGGGCCAAGGUGCGGCGGGCGCUCUCGUGCCGGACGUUGCGCGGCCGCGACGCCCGACGCCAACGCAGGCGUAGCGCUCCGGUUCGGCGCGGCUCAUGGUCCGGUUCGGGCUCGGGAGGCUCCGUCUGGGCCAGGGCAGGUUCUUAGACUCUGUGAGUAAAGACAGCUUUGUCUUCCCAGUUCAUCAUGGCUUCAACAUCCAGAGAUGUCAUUGCUGGGAGAGGUAUCCACUCAAAGGUGAAGUCUGCAAAGCUGCUCGAGGUUCUGAAUGCUAUGGAGGAGGAAGAGUCCAACAGCAACAGGGAAGAGAUUUUCAUUGCACCUCCCGACAAUGCUGCGGGGGAAUUCACUGAUGAGGACUCAGGUGAUGAAGACGGCCAGCGAGGUGCUCACCUGCCUGGCAGUGUGCUGCAUGCUUCAGUCCUGUGUGAGGACUCUGGCACCGGCGAGGAUAAUGACGACCUGGAGCUGCAGCCGGCCAAGAAGAGGCAGAAAGCAGUUGUGAAACCUCAGCGCAUUUGGACAAAAAGAGAUAUUCGUCCAGACUUUGGCAGUUGGACGGCAUCAGAUCCUCAUAUUGAGGAUCUGAAAAGCCAAGAGCUGAGUCCUGUGGGCCUUUUUGAGUUGUUUUUUGAUGAAGGAACAAUUAAUUUCAUUGUUAAUGAAACCAAUCGUUAUGCUUGGCAGAAAAAUGUCAAUCUGAGUCUUACGGCUCAGGAAUUGAAGUGUGUUUUGGGCAUUUUGAUUUUAAGUGGGUACAUCUCUUACCCAAGGAGAAGGAUGUUCUGGGAAACCUCUCCUGAUUCACAUCAUCAUCUUGUGGCCGAUGCAAUUAGAAGGGACAGAUUCGAACUAAUCUUCUCAUACUUACAUUUUGCAGAUAACAACGAACUUGAUGCAGGUGAUAGGUUUGCCAAGGUCAGACCUCUUAUCAUCCGGAUGAACUGCAAUUUCCAGAAGCACGCACCCUUGGAAGAGUUCUACAGCUUUGGCGAGUCUAUGUGUGAGUACUUUGGGCACCGGGGGUCCAAGCAGCUGCACAGGGGGAAGCCUGUGCGACUUGGCUACAAGAUUUGGUGUGGGACAACCAGCAGAGGCUACUUGGUGUGGUUCGAGCCCUCACAGGGCACACUUUUUACCAAGCCCGACAGGAGCCUGGAUCUAGGAGGCAGUAUGGUAAUAAAGUUUGUGGAUGCGCUUCAGGAGCGUGGUUUUCUGCCAUAUCACAUAUUUUUUGACAAGGUUUUUACAAGUGUUAAACUGAUGUCCAUUUUGAGGAAAAAGGGGGUGAAGGCCACAGGAACUGUUCGUGAGUACAGGACUGAGCGAUGUCCCCUAAAAGACCCCAAAGAACUGAAAAAAAUGAAGAGGGGUUCAUUUGAUUACAAAGUCGAUGAGAGUGAGGAGAUCAUCGUGUGCCGCUGGCACGAUAGCAGCGUGGUCAACAUCUGCUCCAAUGCCGUGGGCAUAGAGCCAGUGAGGCUGACCAGUCGUCACUCUGGAGCAACUAAAACACGGACUCAGGUCCACCAGCCAUCACUGGUGAAGCUGUAUCAGGAGAAGGUGGGCGGUGUUGGUAGGAUGGACCAGAAUAUUGCCAAGUACAAGGUGAAGAUCCGAGGCAUGAAGUGGUACUCAAGCUUUAUUGGCUAUGUCAUUGAUGCUGCCCUCAACAAUGCAUGGCAGCUGCACAGGAUCUGCUGCCAGGAUGCCCAGGUGGACCUCCUUGCCUUCCGGAGAUACGUCGCCUGUGUGUACCUGGAGAGCAAUGCUGACACGACCUCUCAAGGAAGGCGAAGCAGGCGGUUGGAGACUGAGAGCCGCUUUGAUAUGGUUGGACACUGGAUUAUCCACCAGGACAAGAGGACCCGAUGUGCCCUCUGCCACUCACAGACCAACACCCGGUGCGAGAAGUGCCAGAAGGGUGUCCAUGCCAAGUGCUUCAGGGAGUACCACAUCCGGUGACAUCAGGAGACAUACUUUUUUGGGGUAUAAUGAGAUGUUCACAGUUAAAUACAGAUAGCAGUUGAUUACUUCUGUUUUGUGUUGGAAAAAAGACCUGAAUUUCUGAUGACUUGGUUUUCUCUUUUCUCCCUACCCACAAUUGUUAUCUUUUUUAUUGUGUUCUAUUAUGCCUACAUGUGAUAUCAAUUAAUAUUUAUAUUCAUUUA
This is a messenger RNA of Macaca mulatta (Rhesus monkey), 2829 nucleotides long. The record is from RefSeq and is a predicted model, not a curated record. NCBI's taxonomy places the organism in Eukaryota, Metazoa, Chordata, Mammalia, Primates, Cercopithecidae.